CCAGGCACCCUCAAAUGCUAGGGAGUGCGCUGCUACUACUAUUUGCAAAAUGCAAAUUAAAAUGGUACUAAAUCCAGGACCCUGCAUCUACUAUAUCUGGUCUCCCACAAUACACACAACAUGGAAAUGCAAUUAUUUCUGUAUUUAUAAAUUGCUCAAUACCUUUUCUCAUCAUCAGUUAGAGCAAUCUUGUGACUUCAGCAGAGCACUGGUUAAAGCCUGUAGGAGGAGUUUUCUUUCUGCUCUAGGAGGAUGCAAAAUCCCU
This is a messenger RNA of Staurois parvus, 265 nucleotides long. Lineage: Eukaryota; Metazoa; Chordata; Amphibia; Anura; Ranidae. The record is from the annotation of a GenBank genome assembly.